This is a messenger RNA of Capra hircus (goat), 4357 nucleotides long. It is a transcript of the gene MROH7, whose product is annotated as maestro heat like repeat family member 7. The record is from RefSeq and is a predicted model, not a curated record. Lineage: Eukaryota; Metazoa; Chordata; Mammalia; Artiodactyla; Bovidae. Gene Ontology annotation, cellular component: cytoplasm. Bases 154 to 4146 code for a protein of 1330 amino acids. The transcript is spliced from 23 exons.
GCCACUCUUGCCUGACUUGGUCUUCUUUCGCCUCUCCUCACAGGGCCCCACUCCUGCUUAAGAACACCAAGCAUGCAGGAGCACUGCAGGGAGCUCGACAGUCAGCUAUCGGACAGAAGUGGGCAGUGGCACUGAUAGACCUCCAGACCGGGCAUGGCCUUGGGUCCAGGGGCUAGUCUGGUCCUCUGUGAAGAUGCGAACAUGACACCCAAUCUCAGCUCCACUGAGGCCCCCGGUUUAGGCUCUGGCAUCAUCUCUGGGCCCAGCCUGGACACGGACCUUGUUGCUGUCUUGAAUCCAUCCCUGAGUCCUGGCUCUUGUUCCAUCCCUGGCGUGGCUCUUGUUCCAAACCUUAAUCCAACUCUGAUUCCGGUCUUAGAGGAGGCCCCUGGCCUGGAGUCUGAUGACACCCCCAGACCUGAUGACAGCAGGUCCACGACUCCAGGUUCCCUCCAGAUCACUGUUGCCCACUCUGCUGAAGCCCUGGCUUUGGAUUCCAAUCACCUCUCAAGGCUUAACUCACAGGGGACCCUAAGUCCAGCCUCAAACCUCAUUCUGAGCCCCCACUCUAUGGAGGCCCAGGGUAUGAGCUCGGGGAGCCACACUGGUCCAAAUUCGGAGGAGGCUGUCAACUCCCUCUCAAGCAAUCUUUUUGAUUUGGGUCAGAGCAACUCCAAUCCUUCCAGGCCUGAGACAAACCCAUUUAUAAGGCCGUAUUCCAAAGACUCUCUUGUUCUGGGCCACAGCAUCUCCAGGCCAGGCUCAAAAACUCUCCUUACUCCAGCCUCAACCCCUUCUCUGGAUCCUGACUCCAAUCAGCUGCUCGGCAUGGGCUCAGGGAACAUAUCCAAGCUGGACCUGAACGCGGCUUCAGGUUCUCCUGAAUCCCUUAUGCCAGACACGAACGAGACCAUCACUUUGGUUUCACAUAACAUCUCUGGGUCUGUUUCAAAAAGAGCCUUUGGUGCAGCCUGGAACACAAGUUCCAAGGGAACCAUCAGCGUGGCUUCAAAUGGCAACCCCAAGUCUGAUUUGAACAUGACCGUCACUCAGGCUUCAUGCUUGACCCUGGUUCCUGUUUCCAACGACGUUGUCAGCCUUCACUCCAGCACCCAUGGACCCACCUCCACCAUUUCGCCACCCUCAUGCAUGACCCUGAUCCUGGGCUCCAAGGAGACUCUGAGCCUGGGUUCCAGCCUCAUCUUCAGCGACACCUCCACCCUGACGCUGAGCAGCCAGCAGGGGUGUUCCGAAGACAGCAGUGUCCACACCAUGCCUCUGGAGGGGACUCUGGGGAGCUGGAGUGAGAUGGCUAGUGUGGAGGUGUGCCAGUUCACCCUGGGGCUCCCCACCGGCGACAGCACGAAUAAGGACUCCACGGCCUUCCAGAGCAUCCCUCAGGGAGCCUUCGAUGAAGCAGCCUCAUGCCUGGUGGAGGCGCCAGGGCAGAGAGAUGAUCGCGGCAAAGCGGCUCUGGUCGGGAGUGCCCUCAGCCUCCAGAAGAGCCAGAAUGUGCUGGACAAGGAAGAAGAGAAGAAGACCCUGAUAAAGAAGAUGAUGAAGUGGAUCCAGGAGGAGCCGCUGGAUUCUCUCACGAGUUCCGUCCGCCAGCAGGCCAUGGAGACCCUGACCCAGCUGAGUCAUUCCCAGCCUGUCCUGGGUUUGCAGGAACGGUCGGAGCUGGUGAACACAUGCGUGAAGAGUGUGUUCUCCCUGCCCACCGUGCAGGCCAUGCAGGAGAAAGACCAGGCCAAGGCAGAUGCCUUACAGAUACUUUACUGUCAGACCUUGAAUGCCCUGCAGACACUUCUCAAUGCCCUCUUUGUUGAGGACCCCACUCCUGCUGGGCUGAAGAGCAUCUUGGAGCCCCUGGGGCCCUGGAUGAACUCUGGGAAGGCUCAUGAGAGAGCACGGGCUGUGAAAAUCAGUGUCUCUGUGUUGAACCACGCACUUCUGACCCCGCCUUUCCUUAUGUCCUCGGGAUUCCCGGCACUGGGGCUUCUUCUGGGGAGGCUCAUCAUUCGCAUCGGGGAUCCUGAUGAGGAGAUCGGCCGUGAAGCUCUGGACGGCAUCACCAUCCUCUAUACCAUCUUGGAGCUUCAAAAACGAGCCAGAGAUAAGGAAGAGACCAAUAAGAAGGAGCUGUAUGAGAGCAACAAGCGUUUCCUGGGGCCCUACAACCCUGUCAGCCCAUGCCAGAACAUUCUUCGUGUGAUUGCGGAAUUUGGAGAUUUCCUGGGGCCCCAGCAGGUAAAGGACCUGCUGCUAGCAGCCUUGGAAGGGCUCAAAGGUGGCUCCGAGGCUCGGGGGAAGGACUCAGGGGAGAUGAUGCAGCUAGCCUCGGAGGUCACGCUCAGCUCGGUGCUGGAGUGGUACCGACACAGGGCUCUGGAGGUGAUCCCCGAAAUCAUGCAUGGCAUCUACGUGUGCCUGAGCCACAUCCAGGAGCCGCGGGCCCGCGAGGUGGCUCUGCUGCCCGUCUCUCUCCUGGCCAGCUCCUUCAUGACCGAGGUCGUCGUCGCCCUGCUCAUGUGUCCCCUCCCACUGGACAGCAAUGGAGCAGAGAUGUGGAGACAGCUGAUACUGCGCAAGCCCAGCUGUGACGUCCGAGACCUCCUGGACCUGCUCCUGACCAGCCUGAAGGAGAAGCCCGUGACCAAGAAGGGCCGGGCCUCCAUUGUGCCCCUGGCGGCAGCCAGCGGCCUGUGUGAGCUCCUGUCCGUCAACAGCUGCAUGGGCCGUGUGAGGCGCAUCUAUCCACAGCUGCUCCUGGCCCUGCUCAUUCAGGUCCAUUACCACAUCGGCCUCAGCCUUCCCGGCCGCGUGGCUUCCCGCAAGGAUGCCAAGAAGGACGCCCAGACCCCUGGCUUCGUCCCUGUUCGCUGGGUGGUCAAAGUGGUGAAAACCCUGCUGCUGAAGAUGGGCUGCUCAUACGAGGCUAACUUUCUGGAGGACCAGGGCGGCUGGGAGCUUAUGGGGCAGGCAGAGAACCACCACCGUGGAGUGUCCCUGCUGGCCAGGGCCAUGGUGCACUACUCCUGCCAGGAGCUGUGCCGUAUCCUCUACCUGCUCAUCCCGCUCCUGGAGCGAGGCGACGAGAAGCACAAGAUCACCGCCACUGCCUUCUUCGUGGAGCUCCUCCGGAUGGAGCAGGUACGGCGGAUCCCUGAGGAGUACUCUCUGGGGCGGAUGGCGGAAGGCCUGAGCCACCGGGACCCCAUCAUGAAGGUGCUGUCCAUCCGAGGCCUGGUCAUCCUGGCUCAAAGGACUGAAAAGGCCGCCAAGGUGCAGGCCCUCCUGCCCUCCAUGGUGAAGGGUCUGAAGAGUGUGGAUGGGCUGCUGGUGGUGGAGGCGGUCCACAACCUCAAGACCAUUUUCAAGGGGCAGGAUCGGAAGCUGAUGGACAAUUCAGUCUAUGUGGACGUACUGCAGAUCCUGCUGCCACACUUCAGUGAUUCACGAGAGGACGUGCGCUCCUCCAGCAUCAACCUGUAUGGCAAGGUAGUUCAGAAGCUGCGGUCGCCCCGCACCCCGGCUGUGGAGGAGCAGCUGAUCAGCACCUUGGUGCCCCUGCUGCUGACCAUGCAAGAGGGCAACGCCAAGGUGAGCCAGAAAUGUGUGAAGACCCUGUUCCGCUGUUCUUGCUUCAUGGCUUGGGAAUUGCCAAAAAAAGCUUACAGCCAGAAGCCCUGGGACAACCAGCAGCAGACGGUGGCCAAAAUUUGCAAGUACCUUGUGGACACCCAUCGAGACAGCGCCUUCACAUUCCUCAGCCAGAGCCUGGAGUAUGCCAAGAGUCCUCGGGCCUCCCUGCGGAAGUCCUCAGUCAUGUUCAUAGGGUCCCUGGUCCCCUGUAUGGACAGCAGCAUGACAGAAGAUCGUAUGAAUGAAGUUAAAGCUGCUCUGGAGAACUUGAGACACGACCCAGAAGCGUCAGUGUGCAUCUGUGCUGCCCAGGCCCAGGACAACAUCCUGGCCAGCUGCUGGCGGAGCUCCUGGCCACUGCCACAUGGGGACGCAUGGGUGUGUGACCCGGCCACCACGCACCGCUGGAGCCCGAGCUGUGAGAACCUGCCCACUUCCCACCAGCGGCGCUCCUGGAUCAUGCAGGUGCUGGGCUCCUGGAAGAUGUCUUUGAAGCAGUGAUGUUCCUGAGCCCCAGCCCUCCUUGGAGGUGGCCAAGGCCCCAGCCACGCUCCCUAUAAAUGCCGCAUAGCUUGCCUCUCCCCAUGGAGUUUUUCCUGCGAGAUGAGCAUGUUCUUUACUAUCGACUCAGUCAACAUUCAUAGACGCACUCAGGCUCUCUUAUAAAUGUGGAAGCUGAGGCCAGGAGAGGUGCAAUGGCUUGUCCAAGGUC